AUAGUGGUGGUAGGUUAAUACUGGGCACUUCUGCUCAAAUUGUUGUUUCAUGCAAGUAUGCCGGUGGCUACAGGACCAACAAAAGAGCACACAAACCACCUGUCCAACUCAGAUGCAGUAAGUCGAACAAUAUCAAGCACACAUGUUACACAAUGUUCGGUUGAAAUGUCAAAGGGAUGUUCACAAACAUAUGAACAAUAUGACGAUUCCAUUUACUUCACUCGUCAUUCUGAUUCCUUUUUUCAACUCCCGACUGAUGGCCAUCUAUCGCCACCUGGUGCCAUGGGUCAACCCCAUUCUUCACAUCUUGCUGCGGGGUUCGAUACAAGGGAAUUCCCCCGACGUAGAUUAAUGACAGCAACAGAAAUGGAAGUUGAAGCAAUUCGAGCUUCUCCUACACCUUGUGUUGCACCAAGGAAGUCUGACAGUCCAACAAGAAAAAGACUUCGUACGUCAUCAUGUAAUGAAUUACCCGGUUACCAUGGCAACAGUCGACCAAUAGAACAAGAUCAUUUGAGACGUCGAGUUUCCACGUUAAAAAAGCGAGUUUCUCAACAACCAACAAUCACAGGAAGUGAUGGAGAACAUUUUUCAUUGGUCGAUUCAAUUCACCAUGUGACAUCAUCACCCAAUAACUUAGAUCUGACGACACCGCAUUCCUCAUAUUACGAACCACCUGGAUUGGAUAAUUAUGACAUCACACAUACAAUUAACGACGGGCACAGAAAUUACGACAUUCCUGUCGCGUCAAACGAUGAGAUUGGGCGAAAUACCCCUGUUCCUCGUGGGGAUUCCCCAAUGAAUGUGGAAGAUUUCAUUUCGAGCUUAAACGAGGGGGUUCCCCCUCAGUGUAUGAACCCCAGUGUUGGUGAAGCGAUGUUGUUGGAUGAAAACUCAAUCGAGCACAGCUACAGUAACCAUGGUUACGAGCGGUCACGCACCAAUACACAGUUGCCACAACAACCACCGACCAAUCCGAGACGAUACGAUUCAACUCACCAUCGACACCCAGUGGUGAUUGGUAUGGACAGGAUGCAAUAUACGAGCGCACUCCCCAUCUCUGUGCCUGUUACCAUGACAACGGUACCAUACCAUGGCUACAGCGGGAACCCCCGUACCCACCCAGGGCCAUGCUCCAUACCCCCAAGGGUUGUGGCUUUCCCCACCCAAACAGCACCAGUGUUAUCCACAUGUACUCGACCACCUAUGAACCUACAGCCACCACCACAACAACCACAACACAUUGCACCUUACCCCUACCAUGAUAUGCAUCAUAUAUAUCCAACCAACCAUCUUCCAUUUCCAACUGUACCAAUAUCAAGGCCCACCACACACCCACAUUUGAACUCAACACGACCAACUCACGUUGAUCAUCUUGUUUCAACCAUCGGGGGGAACCAGAGAGCCAUCUACCCUCUCCCAACCAUAUCCGGUCAAAAUCGACCAAUUAGCUCAACCCAACCGGUUCCGCCCCAGUUGUUCGGUUACCGUGGCAACAUCCUGUACAGAGAGGGUCAGUGUGGGGGGUUACCCUCCCGACAGCGCACGGUACCUGUGGGUCAAUCAACUUACCCACAUCAUGUGUUCACCUACGGUGAUGCAUCACGAGCUCAUUAUAUCAGGAAUCGGCAAAUGCCCAUCCCAUACCCUGGUAACUUACAAGCUGAACAUCCUCGAAUAAACGAAGACGCUGUACCAGUAGGUGGGGCUGCUCAGCCACCUCGGGCAGUUGCCAUGCCAACCACAUUCAUGCCGGCAGUACCAGCGCUGUAUCAUCACGAUUAUUCAGUUGAUGGUCACUCAGCACAGAAUGGUCACCGGGGUGCAGCAUCGAGCGCUGUGCACGCUCCAUCAUUGCAUUCACAUCCUAUUGUGAUGUCACCAUGGAACGUACCACAAGUGAUUCCACCAUUACCACAAUUCCUUGCUUUCCCACUCCCCACCCUCCCAGGUUUCAUGUUUAACCCUUUCAUGACCUUUCGGCCUCUGCUGGCAUUGGACGAAGAUGUUGACCCAACCAACUAUGAGGCUUUGAUCAACCUGGCUGAGAGAUUGGGUGAAGUGAAGCCACAAGGAUUAUCCAAACCAAGGAUUGACCAGCUUACUUCAUAUCGAUUCAAACCUGGUUUAUCGAGUCCGGAUCAACCAAUAUGUGUUGUGUGUAUGUCGGAGUGGGAACCCAAGCAGCUGCUUCGUGUGUUGCCGUGCAAACAUGAAUUUCACGCAAAAUGUGUCGACCGCUGGCUAAGAUCAAAUCGUACCUGCCCCAUAUGUCGGGGUGAUGCGGGCCAGCAACGUUCUCGGUCUACUCACCGUCCUUCCGGUCACGUGCGUAACCUAGCAACAACGCAAUGACGUCAAAUGCUGUUUCCUUCUGUUGCCUUAUAACACAAAAAAUCCAUUUAACAAAAAAUAAUUAUUUGGCUGCACUGCCUGCUUAGAUUCACCUGCUGCUUCGUAAUAUUGAACAUUGUGACAUAAUUGUCGGAACAUAAUUAGAAGAUAUAAAUAUUGGGGGAAUCCUGAAAGAAUUUAUUUUGUUAAUAGAAAUUCAUUUACCGCCAUCCAGCUGCGAUAGAGAGCGCUCGUCGUUGUACUUAAUUGUUACGUUGUAAUGAUGGAUUUGUUUGAUUAAUUUGAUAUUAAUGGUCGUCCCAACAUAGAAUCAAUAGUUUUAAACGGAGCACUGAUUAGUUACACGAGUGAUGAGUUAUUAUACCGUGUACGUCCCUUGCAUGAGUUUCAUACCUCUUUCUGUCGUACAGUGCCUUUUUUGUUCUUCAUAAAAUCUCACUAAAAAUAUCCUCGCCCGCGCACCUGGAAUUCAUAAUUCGUGUAUCAGAUCGUGUAUUGUUACGUCACCAUCGCAGUAUUUUCCUUAAUCAGAAACACGGAAUGAACUAUUAUGACGUAAUGUAGUACUAGCCGGUGGGCCACAGUGUUGUUGAAAGUGGCAUACUUUUUACUCGGCAACAUAAUUCAUGCAGUUUUCUUGGAUAGCACUUGAUUUGUAUUUUUGUUGUGGUUUUUCACUCGUUUUUCUUUCCGUUUCUUUUUCCGUCGUCGUUGAUCGGCGGUAUUUUGCCUUUCCGCGGUAAUUGGAGUGUUCGAUCCCCGCCAAAACAUCUUCGUGGCUUCAAUCGUCCGAAGCAAUUUUCGUUGUUUGUUCUUCUUUGUUAUCGUCUCCGUAGCAAACCUUCGUUAUCGAAGUAAUGUUUUGUAACCUUGAGAUUUUUCCCUAUUUUACUCGAAACAUUCGUGACGUCACGUAUUACGUCAUUCCCACGCAUUCAUAUUUAGUUUGGAACUUACUAAACCAGAUUUCAUUUUUCAUGAAUGAGGUUGCCCCUCAGUAGUUGUAUUAUAUAGAAACUAACUCAGCGUGUUCGUGUGUCUUGCUGUGUGACGUAAGAAUGCACCACAAUUAACACUAUGACGUCAUAGUUUAACCAGCUGUAAUUAGAACUAACAGUGUCGAUUGAAAGCACCCUGUAAUAACGUAACAAUUAUAGGAAUUGUUUUUUAACAAAUUCUGUUGUUUCAAAUUAAGUUGUUGUGACGUCACCUAUAUUGUGUUACCAGUGUUGACCGUAUAAAAACCUGCCAACUUUACAUACGGUCAACACUGAGCGUUCUUGUGUGGUUGGCGUGUUUCACAAUAAAUUCGCAUUGCGCGUAUGGUGUGUU
Ciona intestinalis (vase tunicate) is the source of this 3687-nucleotide messenger RNA. RefSeq lists its product as uncharacterized. Gene Ontology annotation, biological process: protein ubiquitination. NCBI's taxonomy places the organism in Eukaryota, Metazoa, Chordata, Ascidiacea, Phlebobranchia, Cionidae. The record is from RefSeq and is a predicted model, not a curated record. Gene Ontology annotation, molecular function: ubiquitin protein ligase activity.